UUGUUGUUCGAAGAUGAUAAAGUCAAUUCCAAUUUCAAUGCCCCAAAUUCCCCAAAACCUACGCCUUCUCGUCUCUUCUCCUCUCAAUUCUUCCUCCUUCCCUCUCUUCUUCAAACCCUUCUCACGGCCCUUCUCUCUAUUGACCGUCCUCGCGUCCUCGUCCUCCUUCUCCCGGCGUCACCGUACUUCCUCCGGACACCGUCUCCGAGACCCUUCUCCGGUGUUCACCAGGCGCAAGUGGAGUAGCUUGGAGGAGGGCAAGAGCCAGAACAGAAAAGGGUCGUCGACAAUGGAGAAGGACGAUGUUAAUAACAGGUCUUCUCGUCCUACUUCUUCUUUUGAGUUUAAUAAGAGAAGAGCUGAAGGGAUGGAUAAGGUCGAUAAGCCCAAGAAGAAUCUCGAGCGGAAAGUUCGCAAGCUCAACCCCACCAACACCAUUGCCUAUGUUCAGAUCCUUGGAACAGGAAUGGACACACAGGACACAUCACCUUCUGUCUUACUCUUUUUUGACAAACAAAGAUUCAUCUUUAAUGCUGGAGAGGGCUUGCAACGAUUCUGUACAGAACAUAAAAUUAAGCUAUCAAAGAUCGAUCACAUAUUUUUGUCUCGUAUCUGCUCAGAGACAGCAGGAGGACUUCCAGGCCUUCUGCUGACUUUAGCUAGUAUCGGUGAAGAAGGACUUUCCGUGAAUGUAUGGGGUCCUUCAGAUCUCAAGUACUUGGUUGAUGCUAUGAGGUCAUUCAUUCCACGUGCUGCGAUGGUUCACACACGAAGUUUCGGGCCAUCGAGUUCAUUUGACUCCACUCCUCAAGUCGAUCCUGUCAAGCCUGGAGAUCCCAUCGUGCUUGUGAAUGAUGAGGUUGUCAAAAUAUCUGCUAUCCUCCUUGAACCACGUUGUUCAGAGGACUCUACCAAAAGACCUGGUGAAAUGUCAGUCAUAUAUGUUUGUGAAUUACCUGAAAUCGCGGGAAAGUUUGACCCUAAGAAGGCCAAGGCUCUUGGGCUGAGACCUGGUCCCAAGUACAGUGAACUUCAAUCUGGGAAAUCAGUGAAGUCAGAUUUCCAAGAUAUUAUGGUCCAUCCGUGUGACGUGAUGGGACCUUCAGUUCCUGGUCCUAUCGUUUUCCUUGUGGACUGUCCAACAGAGUCCCAUGCCGAGGAGCUAUUAUCUGUUAAUUCCCUGGAAUGUUAUUAUUCAUGCCCUGACAACACAACUAAUGAGGCUAAGGUUGUUAAUUGUAUAAUUCAUUUGAGUCCAGCUUUGGUUACAAGUAGUCCUACUUAUCAAAACUGGAUGAAGAAAUUCAGUUCGGCCCAGCAUAUUCUUGCUGGACAUGAAACGAAGAAUAUGGAGUUUCCGAUUCUGAAAGCCAGUUCAAGAAUCACAGCCAGGCUAAACUAUUUAUGCCCGCAGUUCUUCCCGGCUCCUGGCUUUUGGUCAGCUGAACAAGUUAAUAACUCGACAACAAAUUCCAACCCUUUGAACAAGUGCUCCAGUUCAGGUCUUGGUGAAAGCAUAUCUGCUGAAAAUCUCCUUAAGUUCACUUUGCGUCCAUAUGCUAAUCUUGGACUGGACAGAUCAUGCAUUCCUAGUCAAUUAACAUCCUCACGAGUGAUGGAUGAGUUACUUACAGAAAUUCCCGAGAUCAAAGAAAAGACUGAAGAAAUAAAGCGGUUGUGGAAUGGACAAGACAACAAAAUGAUGAUUGAAGAGCCAUGGUUGACUGAGAUCACUAUCCCGAGUUGUCUUGAAAACAUUAGGCGAGAUGACAUGGAGAUAGUUCUUUUGGGCACUGGUUCAUCCCAGCCUUCCAAAUACCGAAAUGUCAGUGCAGUUUAUAUCAAUCUUUUCUCUAGAGGUAGCCUUCUCUUAGAUUGCGGGGAAGGAACCUUGGGCCAGCUUAAAAGAAGAUAUGGUCUGGAAGGGGCUGAUGAAGCUGUCAGAAACAUGAGGUGUAUAUGGAUAUCUCACAUCCAUGCUGAUCACCAUGCGGGUCUAGCAAGAAUUCUUGCGCUGAGACGUGAACUUUUGAAAGGAGUUCCCCAUGAACCUGCACUCGUGGUAGGACCAAGGUCACUUAAGAGAUUUCUCGAUGCAUAUCAAAGACUCGAGGAUCUAGAUAUGGAGUUUCUUGAUUGUAGGAACACCACAGAAGCUUCUUGGGCUUCUUUAGAUGGCUGUCCCGAAAAGAGUAACAGUGGUAGUAGCACCGAGGGUUCUUUAUUUAGCAGAGGAAGUGUAAUGCAGAGCAUUUGGAAAAGACCCAGUAGCCCAACAGACAGUUCUUCAGCUUUGCCAUAUCUAGAGAAGUUGAAGAAUGUCCUUAACGAAAUGGGUCUUGAGAAUUUGAUCAGUUUCCCCGUUGUACACUGUCCUCAAGCGUUUGGCGUCGUUGUAAAAGCAGCAGAAAGGAUAAACAGCUCGGGAAAACAGAUCCCGGGAUGGAAGAUCGUGUAUUCAGGCGACUCAAGGCCUUGUCCUGAAACCGUCGAAGCAUCACGAGGAGCGACAGUUCUUAUUCACGAGGCUACAUUCGAAGACGGGUUGGUAGAAGAGGCAGUGGCCAAGAACCACAGCACGACGAAAGAAGCGAUAGAGGUAGGAUCCUCGGCCGGGGUUUAUCGAAUCGUUCUGACGCAUUUCAGCCAGAGAUACCCAAAGAUUCCGGUGAUAGACGAGUCGCACAUGCACAACACGUGCAUAGCUUUCGACAUGAUGAGUAUAAACAUGGCGGACUUGCAUGUUCUUCCGAAGGUUGUUCCCUACUUCAAAACCCUUUUCAGAAACGAGGUUGUCGAAGAGGAGGAGACGGAUGAUGCUAUGGAUGCAGUAAUAACUGAGGCAUAUUGAUCGAACUCUGGGGGCUAGAUUCUUUUUUUGUCUGAUGUUUUUUUUUUAUGGAACAUUCUUGAUUCUUGUCUUGUGGGCAGAGGAAAAAAGCAGAGUUUAAUUUUUA
Messenger RNA from Tarenaya hassleriana, 2957 nucleotides. Its product is annotated as zinc phosphodiesterase ELAC protein 2. The transcript has 12 exons. Gene Ontology annotation, cellular component: mitochondrion. The record is from RefSeq and is a predicted model, not a curated record. The coding region runs from base 14 to 2851 and encodes 945 amino acids. Gene Ontology annotation, biological process: mitochondrial tRNA 3'-end processing. Gene Ontology annotation, molecular function: 3'-tRNA processing endoribonuclease activity. NCBI's taxonomy places the organism in Eukaryota, Viridiplantae, Streptophyta, Magnoliopsida, Brassicales, Cleomaceae.